Messenger RNA from Chrysoperla carnea, 603 nucleotides. RefSeq names its product ejaculatory bulb-specific protein 3-like. Bases 72 to 488 code for a protein of 138 amino acids. The record is from RefSeq and is a predicted model, not a curated record. Lineage: Eukaryota; Metazoa; Arthropoda; Insecta; Neuroptera; Chrysopidae. The transcript has 2 exons.
CACAGAUUCUUACAAUCAACUAUACAACAAUUAAAUUAGCAACAAUAUAAAAUAUAAUAAAUUAUAACAAUAUGAGAUUUUUAAUUGUAACAAUAUUUGUAGUAUCAUUAAGUUUAGUAGUAGUUUUGGGUGAUAAACAAUAUCCAACAAAAUAUGAUGGUUUGGAUGUUGAUAAAAUUUUAUCAAAUGAUCGUAUUUUAACCAGUUAUAUUAAGUGUAUUAUGGGUGAAGGAUCAUGCACAACGGAAGGACGUGAACUUAAAAAAAUCUUACCCGAUGCACUACAAACAGGAUGUUCAAAAUGUAACGAUAAACAAAAAAUUACCGCACAAAAAGUCAUUGAACAUUUAUCAACAAAACGUUCAGAUGAUUGGAAAAAACUAACAAAUAAAUUCGAUCCAAAAGGUGAAUAUCAAAAGAAAUUCGAACAAAUGGCACAAGAAGAAAAAGCUAAAGAAACCUUAGCAGAAGCUGAAGCAUCAUCAUAGAUUUCAUUAUUCGCUCAUAUUCAUUUUGCUGCGCCAACCAAUUGUAAAUUAUUUCAAAAAAGCUUUAUUUUGUGCUUAAAUUAAUUGAAAAAAAUUUUUGAUUUUGAAGUUAUCC